AUGCGACGGCAAAUCGAAGCGGGGGGCGGGGGCGGCGCGGCCGGAGCGCGCACGCCGCACGUGUCGCUGCUGCGGCCGCGGCCCGAGGCGGAGCGCGAGCGCAACGCGUACGUGGAGCCGCCGCGGCGGGCGCCCCCACCGCCCGCGCACCCGCACCAGCACCAGCACCACGCGCCCCGCCACCACCAGCACCAGCACCAGAACUCGGCGGCGCGGCCCCUCAAGCCGGUGACGACGCAGCCGGGCGCGGCCGGCAAGCAGCGGCGCCCGCUCGCCGCGGACUCGAUCGUGUGCGAGGCGUGCGGCCGGUGCCGCUGCGAGCAGUGCGCGCGCCCCAGGCCGCUGCCCUCGCGCUGGCUGUGCGGCUCGUGCCUGUGCAGCGCGGAGGCGUGCGUCGACUACGCGUCGUGCAUGUGCUGCGUGAAGGCGCUGUUCUACCACUGCGGGAGCAGCGAGGAGGAGACGGCGGAGCCGUGCGCGUGCGGGCCGCGGCUGUGGUGCGUGGGCGCGCUGGCGCUGCCGCUGCCCUGCCUGUGCCUCUACUGGCCGCUGCGCGCGUGCGCCGCCGCCGGGGCAGCGGCGUACGCGCGCGCAUCCCGCGCCGGCUGCCGCUGCGCGCCCCCCUCCCCCGCCGCCGCAGCCGCCUCCGCCGCCGCGCCGCUCUCCAGUAUUAUC
Iphiclides podalirius (scarce swallowtail) is the source of this 675-nucleotide messenger RNA. The record is from the annotation of a GenBank genome assembly. NCBI's taxonomy places the organism in Eukaryota, Metazoa, Arthropoda, Insecta, Lepidoptera, Papilionidae.